Etheostoma spectabile (orangethroat darter) is the source of this 776-nucleotide messenger RNA. Its product is annotated as C-type lectin lectoxin-Lio2. The coding region runs from base 130 to 678 and encodes 182 amino acids. The transcript has 6 exons. The record is from RefSeq and is a predicted model, not a curated record. NCBI's taxonomy places the organism in Eukaryota, Metazoa, Chordata, Actinopteri, Perciformes, Percidae.
AUUCAGGGCAUCAGCGGUGGAUAUUUAACUGAGGCAGAGAUCAGACUGACAUCCAGACGGACGAGGAACAAGGAACGAGACUACUCCACUACUUCACCUGAGUUGCAGAGAGCUGUGAGAUCCUGAACCAUGCGUCCUGUUGUGGUUACUGCCAUCCUUCUUCUGGUGGUGCUGAUGUUCAUCUCGGACUCUGCAGCCGGGAAUCCUGCAAAAAUGUGUAGGACCAAAUAUCCGGCCACACCGUGUAAAAACAAGAACCUCGGUGAAGGCUGGUCCCAGAUGGGUGACAACCGCUGUGUGAAGGCGUUCAACAAAACUCAUUUUGGUUAUCAUGAUGCAGAGAUGACCUGUAGAAAAUUCCCAAAUGGCCAUCUGGUAUCGAUCCACAAUGAGGCGGAGCUGAAUCAAGUCGAAUGUGACAUGUAUCGAACCACCACCAGAAAAGCUCACUACUGGAUCGGAGGCCACCGUAAAGAAACUGGUCAAGCUCCCUCUAAAACUCAUGAGUAUGUUUGGACGGAUGACAGUAGUUUUGGUUACACCAACUGGGCUGCUGGCCAGCCUGACUUCCGUUUGCAUAAGGAGUACUGUGUUGAGAUGAACUAUCGGGACUGGGGACAAUGGAACGAUGCAAACUGUAAGGAGAAGAAGCUCUUUGUGUGUGCAGUGAAGGUCUAGAGGUCCAGAGAGAACCUGAAGACCAGCAGUUGGACCAGUCUGCUUCAACUGGAACCACUGCAAGCUUUUACAUUUACAGCAAUAAAUAUUCAGCAUCA